Molecule: messenger RNA, 509 nt
Organism: Rhineura floridana
Lineage: Eukaryota; Metazoa; Chordata; Lepidosauria; Squamata; Rhineuridae
Gene: NCBP2AS2
Product: NCBP2 antisense 2 (head to head)
Exons: 1
Coding region: 103-333 (76 amino acids)
Source: RefSeq, a predicted model, not a curated record
UCUACUAUUCCGCCAAUCGCCGGGCAGGAUACUGUCACGGGGCGUCCCUCUUCAGCUUAGAGAUAUCGGUCCACGGAGGCCGCCUUGGCUAUCGCGACGAGGAUGGUCCUGCGCCGGCUCCUGCUCGCUAUGCUUAAUAACCACCAGCUCCUGGACCGCCUGGCGGAGGCGCGACCUAUCCGGGCGGCCGCUCGCCUCACGGCCACGGCUCUAACGCGCGGACUACGCCUGCGAGACAACUUUCUCCGCGAACUGAAGGAGGAGGCGGAGCGCGCCAAAGUCUCCAGUUGGUCCAAUGAGCGUGGCGGAAAGGACAAGGGGCGGCGCCCUUGAGUGACAGCCAUCCAGUAAGGAAAGACGGUACCAAAGACGGGCAGUGAGCGUGGCCAAGAAGGACUGGGGCCCGCGGUGCCUCCUCCCGUCCCCUGGGCGGGGCUGCGAGCGUCCCCUGGCGUAGCACCCGCUAAUAAAAAGGGCGGUGUCUUUUCCCGCUCGCCCGGCGGACUAGC